UACAUUUUGAUUGUUGGUUUCAUGGAUCAAUUUAUGAUUAAGUUGAUUGUUUUCACGGUUUUCUGAUUGUGAUUUGUUACAAUUUUUAAUUACUGAACCUUAAUUUUAACAUUACCUUCGUAAUUAGUAAUAUAUGCUGGUAAUUAAGGUCUUGUGAAGUGUUUUUGUUUCUGCUAAUUGUUUGUGAUUGGCUACAAGUGAUUCAUUGAUUUGCCUUUUUUUGUUUCCAAUUGUCACUGUUGAUUGCUGUCGUCUCACUUUCUGUUUGGUUGGAUUUCACUUUCACUACUAAUUAACUAAUUUUAUAACAACAUAAUGGUAAUUUAUAGUGUUUUUAUGGUCAGUAAAAAUGGUGGAUUAAUAUAUCACUGUGACCAUCAUCGAGCUGAAACCGAGGUUGAAAAAACAUUCAAAUAUCCACUUGAUUUAAGACUCUCAUGGAGAGACAAUAGAUUAGUAGUUACAUUUGGUCAACGAGAUGGUAUUAAAGUGGGUUACAGUUUGAUGGCGAUCAAUGGAGACCCGAUUGUCAGUCGUAAGCUUGGCGAUCGAGACAUUUUGGAGGAGGUUCUCGCGAAAGAAUCAAAUUACCCAUUAACUUUAAAAUUUGGAAUCGCACCGUUGAGCUCAAAUGAGAAGAUAGUAUUCGCCUCCAUGUUUCAUUCCAUGUGCGCUAUUGCGUCUCUACAAAUCAAUCGAAAUUGUAUCAAAGAUCCAACCAAAUCACGUAGCAUAGCUUCGGGAAUCGAGGUUCUCGAGACCGAUAAUUUCCGGUUAAACUGUUUCCAAACGUUAACGGGACUCAAGAUAAUUGUCAUAAGUGAUUUAUCCUCGUUCGGUCCACGAAAGGAGGUCCUUUUACGAAAAAUUUAUGAUCUGUAUACCGAUUAUGCUCUGAAAAAUCCAUUCUACUCUUUAGAUAUGCCAAUUAGAUGUGAACUUUUCGAUGCUAAUCUACAAUUACUAUUAGAACAACGUGAGAUGUAAAUUACUGUUUAAUCCAAAAAAAGGAUCACCAAUUUAACUGCAAAACAAUUAACAAUCCGGAGAUAAAGUGGAAAGUCUAAUUAUUCAACAAUUAAAACAAUUUACGUUUUCAAAA
Panonychus citri (citrus red mite) is the source of this 1102-nucleotide messenger RNA. It is a transcript of the gene Trs23, whose product is annotated as trafficking protein particle complex subunit 4-like. The transcript has 4 exons. The coding region runs from base 316 to 987 and encodes 223 amino acids. Lineage: Eukaryota; Metazoa; Arthropoda; Arachnida; Trombidiformes; Tetranychidae. Gene Ontology annotation, biological process: endoplasmic reticulum to Golgi vesicle-mediated transport. The record is from RefSeq and is a predicted model, not a curated record. Gene Ontology annotation, cellular component: TRAPP complex.